AUGGCUCAGACCCAGGACAACUCGGCGCUCUUCGCGGCCAUCUCCAAGGCUGCUGACCAGUACCCCAAGCCUGAGGGUGUCACCUUCAGCUACGGUACUGCUGGCUUCCGUACCCUGGGAAGCAGGCUUCCGUCUGUCAUUCUGCGCGUCGGCCUCCUUGCUGUUCUGCGCUCGCAGCGUCUCAACGGCUCCACUAUUGGUGUCAUGGUCACUGCUUCGCACAACCCCGAGCCCGACAAUGGUGUCAAGCUCGUUGACCCUGCUGGAGAGAUGCUCGAGCAGUCUUGGGAGGCCCACGCUACCAAGCUCGCCAACUGCGCUACCACCGCCGACCUCAUUGCUGCGUACGAGUCGAUUGCCACGGCUCUCCGCAUUAACGUGAACGCACCUGCCUCGGUUGUGUACGCUCGCGACACUCGCCCGUCGGGUCCUGAGCUCAUUAAGGCUCUUGAGACUGGUCUCGCCGCGUACGGUAGCCAGAUCAAGGUGUCGGACAUUGGCAUUACCACCACUCCUGUCCUGCACUACGUCGUCAAGGCCACCAACGACAAGACUGGUCUUUACGGCACCCCCACCAUUGAGGGUUAUUACGUCAAGCUCGCGACUGCCUUCCAGACUCUUGUCGGUAACCGUGGUCCUCUUGCUCCCCUCUACGUCGACUGUGCCAACGGUGUUGGCGCCAUCGCUCUCGCGGACUUUCAGAAGCACAUCGGCGAGCUCCUCCCCUUGAAGGCUAUCAACACCGACCUUGACAAGGCCGGUGCGCUCAACUACCAGUGCGGUGCGGACUUUGUCAAGACCAAGCAGCAGCUUCCUCCCUCGGUCGCCGCUGCCGGCUACCUCUCUGCGCCCAAGACCCACGCUUGCAGCUUUGACGGUGACGCGGACCGUAUCGUCUACUACUACCUCCGUGACGGCAAGCACUUCCGCCUCCUUGAUGGUGACAAGAUUGCCGUCCUUGCUGCUCUCUUCAUCGGCGACCUCAUCGCCCGCGCUGGCCUCACCGACAAGAUCAAGCUGGGUGUGGUGCAGACUGCUUACGCCAACGGCAGCUCGACCAAGUUCAUCAACCACCGUAACAUUCCUGUCACUUGCACCCCCACCGGUGUCAAGCACCUCCACCACGCUGCUCUUCGUUACGACAUUGGUGUCUACUUUGAGGCCAAUGGCCACGGCACCGUCCUCUUCUCGGACGAGGUUCUUGAGACCCUCAAGAACGCCGAGCCCGAGAGCCCCGACCAGAAGAACGCCAUCAAGAACCUGAUUGCGCUCUCCGAAGUCAUCAACCAGGCCGUCGGUGACGCCCUUUCGGACCUCCUCCUCGUCGAGGUUGUGCUCGCUCACCGCGGUUACGGUGCCGAGGAGUGGGACGAGAGCUACGAGGACCUCCCCAACCGCCUGGUCAAGGUUGAGGUUCCCGACCGUUCCAUCUUCCUGACCACCGACGCCGAGCGCAAGCUCACCUCUCCUGCUGGCCUCCAGGCUCUCAUUGACGAGGCUGUGAGCAAGGUCGAGCUCGGCCGCUCGUUUGUCCGCCCAUCGGGUACCGAGGACUGCGUGCGUGUGUACGCUGAGGCUGCCUCGUCGUCGGCUGCUGAGGGCCUGGCCAUCACGGUCUCGGACCUUGUCAAGGAGGGUGCGGCCAAGGUUGCCGCUGAGAAGGCCGGUACGGUCGCCUAA
Apiotrichum porosum is the source of this 1680-nucleotide messenger RNA. It is a transcript of the gene PCM1, whose product is annotated as Phosphoacetylglucosamine Mutase. NCBI's taxonomy places the organism in Eukaryota, Fungi, Basidiomycota, Tremellomycetes, Trichosporonales, Trichosporonaceae. Gene Ontology annotation, molecular function: phosphoacetylglucosamine mutase activity; magnesium ion binding. The coding region runs from base 1 to 1680 and encodes 559 amino acids. Gene Ontology annotation, biological process: UDP-N-acetylglucosamine biosynthetic process; carbohydrate metabolic process. The record is from RefSeq and is a predicted model, not a curated record. The transcript is spliced from 4 exons.